AUGCUUGCCUCUGCCAGUCGGCAAAAGGCAGGGCUUCCUACUGUCAGCAGGCAAACUUCACGGCUAGCUACCAGCAAAUGGCAAGUGGCUUGGGCAGGUCAUCGCUCAUCUGCACGCGAUCUGUGGAAAUUCUCACAUUCUUCUGUGCCGGUUGAAAUUAGCGACGACGAUCAGGUCUACGAAGCCGUCGCUUCCCAAAACGUCACGCAAAGAUCUGUGGGAAUUCUUACAUUCCUCAGCAUAAAUUCAACUCCACAAAUACGAUCAGGGUUUUGA
Messenger RNA from Ilex paraguariensis (yerba mate), 276 nucleotides. NCBI's taxonomy places the organism in Eukaryota, Viridiplantae, Streptophyta, Magnoliopsida, Aquifoliales, Aquifoliaceae. The record is from the annotation of a GenBank genome assembly.